UGAUUUUAACAAAAAAUAUACUAAACUGAGUACCCACUUUUUCCAUGAACAAACCAUCCAAUUUUCCCACAUUUCUCCAUCUACAUUGUGGAUGGUCCAAGGGAUAGGGCCUACGGGGAAAGUGGGAGCACCGGCCGGCCUUAUCCAAUCGCUCACUUUUGUUUAAUUAAUUAGUACGUUACCUCAUUUAUUACGAUUUCAAAUUCCCAGUCUACUAAAUCUCUCCACCUCAGAUCACCGCCAUCCCCUACUCUCUCUGCCUCCAGCUACCUUGGGAUCUUAGAUCAGAACCAGAUUGGAGGCGAGUCCGGAGGUCCGAUUUGAUCAGUUUUUGGGGGCGAUAAUGGCACUUCGGAUCGCGUACGGAGUGGUGUUCCUGUCCAUGUCGUGUACCUGCUUCAUGCUUCUCCACCUCCUCCUCACUCCAGUCCUCUACCUCGCUCCCUGACGCCCGCUCAGAUCGCCGGCCGGAUCUGUACAGUCAGUUUUAUCUUCUGCUUGCGUUUUUCUCUGCGCGUCGGUUCCCCGGUGAUGAUCUAUUUGCAGCCGGGUCUCUGUCACAAUUAAAUUUUAGCAUGAGAUCGAUUUUUGGAGAUGGUGGUCCGGUUCUCUGUUUCCUCUUCUUCUUCUUCUACGGCAGACGGAUGAUUCCGGCGAGUGCUUGGUUGGAUUUUGUAUCUUGGCUUGUGUUGUUAGUUGUACCACUGCAAAAUGUUUAUUUGUGUGAUUAUGUGGAAUGGAAUUGGAUGAGUUAUCUGCUUUAACCCUAAUUUUUUCUGGCUUUUUGGCUCCAUGAUUGCAUCCUUAAUCAAAACUGCAGAGGAUCCAAUAGAUCACAGAUUUGCGUCAUCAAAAUCCACUGCUUUUGUGAUCAAUUAGUGCAGAAAGCCCCCCUAUUAAGUGGGUUUUUUGAACCUUUUGAUGCCUCCUCUGGAUUUUACAGUCCCAAAUCCACAAACGCGGAAGAAGAGAAUUCGCAUAUUAGUCAAAAAGAAGAAGCUCAAACGUUUCACAAUACCAACGACCCCAAAAGUACUAAUAAGUAAUAUAUAAAUCAAACAAUGAAACACGAAGGAAUUUGUUUAUCAUGAUAUUUUAAAACCCUCUCUAAAAAAAACGAAGAAAAAUCCCCAAGAGUUAGUGGGUUCCCUUCACCAUUCCUGCGCUGCGCGCACGUUUUCCCCACCAACCCCUGCUUCUUCCCAUUCUUCCAAUGUUGGUGUUCGGGACAUUCAAUAAAAUCACCAUAACCGACCAACAUAUCAUCGGCGGACUCUUGAGGGAAGAAGAAGAAGAAGAAGAUGGAGAAUUCUGUGGGAGUUGGUCUAAUGGCUGCGUUUGCAAUCUCGGGAAGCGUUGCUCUCAUUUCUAUCCAGCUCCAAAACCGCCUCAUUUCCAAUUUCAUGGACAAGAUUGAAGUCCAGCUGGCGAGGAGGAGGAGAAGAAUAAUCCAUCACCAUAAUCGUAAACACCAAUAUAAGCAGGGGAAGAGGGUCCGAUUUGCAGAACAUGUAAUGGAGUUUUCCCCUGUUUCCCAAGAUAGUGAUGAUUAUGAUGACAACAGGCAGAUUCUUUACAAAGGGAUUAUGGUUAUGGAUGAAAGGACCCUUGAAGAGUACCGCAACUCCACUUGUAUCUAAGGAAUCGCCAACCAUUGGAGCGACGAAAAGCUCCAAUCUUGGAACCGUGAUGUAAUGGCGCCACAGAUAAUGAUUUUUUUCUUCUUUUGAUAGACACAGAUAAUAAAUUAAACUGUUAACUUUAUUGUAAUUUAUAUAUUUACUUAUUAUUAAAUAAUUAAGUUUAUACAUUUAUGGCUUUUAAUGUACUAUUAAAUGUAAUGUUAGCUUAGAGAUGAAGUGAAAUAAUCGCACGUAUUUUAUACGUAAUUUUUCCAUAUCAUAUUUUUCUAACUAUGCUUAAGUAGCAACAAUUAGUAGUUAGUAUAAUACAACAACAACCUUUAGGAGGGGUAUAUGUAUAUAAACAAAGGUGGGCAUUUUUGUAUUUUUACCAAAUUUCACACCAUCAAUUCCCACAAAACUAAACCCUAUCCAAACGUGAAAUUUUGUUCAAUUUCCACACGUCAAUUCCUUGGUUUUGUAAAAUAUGGAAAUUCAGACAAAUUCCCACGUUUUCAAAUUUCCACAUCCAAGUAUGCGCCCAAGCACAGGAAUUGUAAACAUUUGUUUCGAUUCGUUCAUUGUUUGUUGUUAUUGAGGAGGAAGGUUUAUAUUCUGGUGAUGGAAUUGUUUCAGCCGUAGUGUAGUCCGUAUUUCAUAUAUAAGCUGAGUUCGAAUUUGUUUUCCCGGCAAGAAAAAUAAAGAUGAACAGAAUUGGAUUUGCACCUUUGACUUCCAAACAAACGAUUAACAAACACGGUCCACACCUCUUUGAACAAAGUUCAAACAAGGGUGUUCGAUGUUCUUGGUGAUCUACAAGGCAAACUAAAUUACAUUAAUUCUACUCCUAUGGAGGUUCAGCGAGAGCUCCGAAACUACAACUAUGGCUAUGACUACAUUUGCAGAGGAAAAGGUAAAGAUAAAAGGAUAAAUUUGACAAUAGGUUGUCUGGUGUGAUUUUGGCGAACCCCUUCUCUGUCAUCUUCACCUCCUAUUUAUAGCCAUAAGAAGUAACUGCCACAAGAAACUGCUCUGCUGACGUGGAGUGACAGUUGCCCUCUCAACUGCUUCGACGGUUACCUUGACGUUGGAUGUAGACCAAUCUUGGCCUCUCCUCUUGAAACCUCACUCCGUGCUCUUGGUAUCCCCUCCGUAGCUUUGCUUGUCUAUGGAGAAAAAAUGGCUAAGGCAUGAAAGCAGACCACGUGCCACAUAUGAGUGGGUACUCGAAUCACUUGAGUCAAAAAUGGCAAAAACACUUCACCAUUACAGGAGUAGGGAGACCACGUGCCCACCUGACCCCCCUUGACCACCUCACGAGGGUGAUGUCUUGGUAGCCCCCCCUGGCAACCUCAUGGGGGCGAUGUUGACCACGCCCCUUGGGGGCCAUACCAUGGGGCGUAUGCUGGUGACCCCCUGACCAUCCCAUAGGGGUGGAUAUUAAACACCGCCCUGAUCAUAUCAUGGGGAUUGCAUGCUCAUGGCGGGGUGUGUUGAUGGCCACCCCCUGAUCAUCUCAUAGGGGUUGCAUGCUCAUGGCAGGGUGUGUUGAUGGCCACCCCCCGAUCAUCUCAUGGGGGUUUCUCCUUGCCAUCCUUGGUGAUCACCCUCCCUGAUCAUACCAUGGGGCCCCCAUCCUUCUCCAUACUUAAUCGUAGUUCACCCCCAUGGGAGUUGGCAAUAUGACCCCCUCACUACGUCCUGAGUCACCCCCUUACCACGUCAUGGGGGUGUCGAUAUGGUACUCACGCCCUUGGUACCUCCUGGGGGUGGCAGUAUGAUGCCUACCCCCCUUACCACGUCCUGGGGGUGGUAAUUCUUCUCUUUGCCUUAGCCAAAUUCGGCCAUCACCCCCCUCACAAUGUUCUGGGGGUGGUAUGAUGGUGGCCACCCCCCUUGGUACCUCCUGGGGGUGGCGGUAUGAUGCCCACCCCCCUUGCCACGUCCUGGGGGUGGUAUGAUGGUGGCCACCCCCUUGGUACCUCCUGGGGGUGGCGGUAUGAUGCCCACCCCCUCUGGGUGUCAUGGGAGUGGAUCCCAUACUUAGCCAAAUUUGGAGAUACAUGGCGCGCGUGGUGGCACGGAGUAAUGGGCCCAAAAAACCCAAUCUCCAUGGCCCACUCAAUUGAUUUAAACUGAUAUGAUUAAGUUGGCCUUAUAAAGCCAUUUAAUUCCUUGUUUUUAACCAAUGUGGUACAAGGUUUAUUUUUAUGGGUAAACAAAAUUUAAAAUAAAAUAUCCCAAGAUAAUUUUUCAGACAUUUCUAGAACAUGUUUUCACAUUCUGAGAAUUUUGAAAAACAAAUUUACAUGAUAUCAAUGUUAUUAUAUCAUAUCAAAUAGUCAUUUAUAUUAGUUCAUCAAUGUGCGUAGUAUUUUUACCUAAUUCAUUGGCUCAUUAUAAAUAUCCUUUCAAAACUUGUAGAGGAGGCUGGUAGCGAGAACGGUAGAUCAGUUUUUAGAUUACCAUGGUUCUAAGAAAUUUAUGAAUUCUAUUUAGUUCUAGAAAACUCAUAGUCUUUUUUUCAAAUCAUAUAAAUAAUAAUCUAGGUGUGGUUCCAAAACUAAAAUAUGAUUGUGAUAGACAAAAAAAAACUCAUUAUUAGGUUAAAAGGAAGAUAGCAAGUUUCAACAAGAAGAGAAUUUGGUGGAAGAAGAGUAAAGUAUAGAACUAAGGAUUUUAUACAUGAAGGAUGAAGUUUUAUUUGAUUUUAAUAUUAUUUAUGGAGAAACUAGAAUGUAUUAUAGAUAAAUGACGAUGAACUUAGGCCUCGUUUGCUUCAUGGAAUUCGUUAUGAAUUUGGUACGUAAGAAUUAAGUAUCAUGGACUUUGUACAUAAUUUGUCGUUUGCUUGAUGGAUUUAGCAGGAAUAAAUCCGUGGACCUCACAGACUUGAGAAUUCCACCCCAAGAGAUGAGAUUUGUGUUAGGAGUACAAAGUCCAUAAUGACUUUUUACAAUUUUAACCCUGCUUAUUUCACUAAUCACCAACUUAUCCUCUUUCAUUUACUAAUGACCAACUUGUAGUGCAUUUUAGUUUUGCAUUCAAUAUUCAUUAUUAUACAUUGCACGCAAGCACUACAUGAUUAAUCCCAAAGCAUACUUUGCAAUUGCAACAAUGAAAACCUUAGUGAAUUGUCAAUUGUGUGCAUAAUAUGACGUUGUUAUAAAUUAAUGAUGUUUAUUUGUUCCAAUGUGAGGGUGGGUCGUCACCCACUCGAACAGAAUAGGUGUGAGGGUCAGGGCCGUCCAAUUCAUCACGGAGGCCCUGUUCCAAAUUUGAGAUGUGACCCAAAUUGAUUUUUAACUAUAAUAAAAUUAUAAUGAUUAUAUCAUAAUUACUUGAAAUGUAAUAUCUUGCUAAUAUUGUUUAAAAUAAAAUUAUCUAGUAUGCCUCUAAUUUUCGUAUUCUUCAUGGGAUAAUUCCAAUUAUUAUCAUGGCUAUUCCAUUAAAAAAAUAUUUAUAUUAUCUUUCUAAUACAAAUAGUAUUUCAGAACACAAACAAUAAUUUAACAAUCAAUAUAAGUGUCUAGUGUAUAUAUACAUGAGAAAAUUAAUCAAUGGCUAACACUAAUAUUAAUUAAUAUAAUUAAACUCAUUAUUAUACUCAUAAUUAAUUAAUUAAUCAUACACUACAAAUACAACCUACAAUAUAUUAUGGGUUAACUAAAAGAUCUAAGUGGAGGCCCCUAAUAAUCGGAGGCCCUAUGCCGAAAGGCGGCUUGACACACCCUCUAGGUCGGGUAUGGUGAGUGUGAGAUUUAAUGACCUACAAUUCACUCACAUCAAUUACUCCCAAAACGAUUUGAGCUAUUUAUGAAUAAAUCGAUGUCAACCUGCAAUUCAACCACUCACUUAGUUUUCCCACGAUAUCAGUAUGAUGGAUGUUUUAGCCCUCCCGUCAUUACUGAACCAAUUUCUAAUGUUAACCCAGAUUUUAACAGUUAUCCUUUAUUUGGGUUGGAAGUUGGAUAGUGUUUUGAAGUGUUAAAUGAGUAACGAGUAAUUCUCAUGCAAAGCAAGGGGGCAAGUUCCAUGAAAAGGCAUAUUGUAAGUUUGGGCUGUAGUUGCUCGAUGGGCUACAGCCUACAGCAACUCAUCAAUGCCGGUCAACACAAAGAAACAAUUAUGUCGUCCAUGGGACACAAAACUGCCACUAGCCUCUCACAUGCAGUGGAGAAAAAGGAUUGAAAAGUUGAAAGUAUCGGCGGUUCGAUCAAACCAUGAUUUUAACAUAAAAUACUCUAUCGCUAAUUUUUCGGUACGAUCUCCGGUACGGUAUUUCAAUUUUUGGAAAAUAGCCGGAAAUGGACCCACGAAGUUUGGAAGGAGAAGGAUGAUUCAUGUUAAAAUAGAGUUGAGAGUUGGAAAAGAAAGAAGCCUGGAUCGUACAUGGAUGGAUCGUGGCAGGGAAAUGGGAACUUCUCACAUGGAAUGUUUGGGUUUGUAGAAAGAGACACCUUCUGCUUCUGCGGUGCCUGCAUUCAGAUUGGUUAUUAUUAUGAUUGUGUAUAAUGUCACUCACUCACUCUACUGUGGUCCUUUUCUUGUGCGCAUUGGUCUCAAAGCCCACCCUGUUUUACCCUUUGUUUCUUUCCUUCUUUGGCUUCUCCUCGUCAAUCUUUCGCCUAUUGUUGGGCAAACAACAGAAAGGUGGUUGUGAUUGUGAUUUAUGAGUAAGAAUGCCCCCAUCAUUUAGCUUAUUGACCACUUAAUUUCAAGUUAUUCAAGAGGGUAAUGAUGAUUUAAGUAGUCUUUGGUAUUAAAAUGCUCGAUUUGAACUGCAAAGUUGACAAUUAAUGCUUCGUAAUGGACUUCUGGGCUCUGACCUCCUAGGUUGGAUCAAGACAUCUAGUUGACAAGUAAGACUCUUGUUUAAUGUCGAGUACAGGGCUUUGACCUCCUAAUUUGGAUCAAGACUUCUAGUUGACAAGUAAAGACUCUUGUUUAAUGUUUGAGUACAUUGAACAAAGAGGUUGAUUAUCUCAAUCUCGAGCUCGAUCGAGCUCGUCCCAUAACAAUCCUCCCCUCAAGCCAAGAACCACGAGUUUCGCGUCCUCUUUUCAGUGAUGGUCUUGAUCCGCCAGACGCUUUGCAUUGAUGGGCUUCUCGGUACAAGGACUUUAACUGUUUCCUGGAUCGCAUAUCUCAAAUCCCGAUAUCACCGAAUGAGGGUCCCACCGAACUGACGUCCACCGUCCCGGAUCCGCCGAACCAGGCUCUGAUACCACUUGUCAGAACAGAAGCGUGCAAUUGAUAAUCCAAAUCAACAUGAACGAACACAAAUUUAACGUGGUUCACUAACACAAUAUGUGCUAGCUAAUCCACGGCAAGGGAGAACAAAUUUCACUGAUUUGAGGAGAGUACAUGUUACAAACCAAAUUCCGAACGGCCAAACCAAACAAACUAACCUGACUGACCUUACCACAUAUUUGGGAGAUGAAGAGUAUUUAAUUAUUUAGGGUAAAUACAAUUUAAUAUCCAAACCUUUUAUUUUAAACAAUAUAAUAGCCAAACCUUUUCGAAAACAAUCUAAUAUCCAAAUCGUCAACUUUUUGUCUGUUUGACCGUUAGUUGACACUUCAAAAAAGUUCGAAGUACGACACUUCAUCAAUAUUCAUCGAUAUCUUCUCUAAAAAACCACCAACAUAUCGUAGUUCCAAAUCCGAGAAGUCUAUGACUCCACCAUGAUUAUAUAGAAUAUCUAAAUAUUCAGUCAUCUGCAAUACAAAAACAAGAAAACAAAGUUUUAUCGUGACAAUUUCCCAUAAACAAAGCUUUUUUGAAGUGUCAACUAACGGUCAAACAAACGGAAAGUUGACAAAUUGGAUAUUAGAUUGUUUUCGAAAAGGUUUGGCUAUUAAAUUGUUUAAAAUGAA
Messenger RNA from Linum trigynum, 7501 nucleotides. NCBI's taxonomy places the organism in Eukaryota, Viridiplantae, Streptophyta, Magnoliopsida, Malpighiales, Linaceae. The record is from the annotation of a GenBank genome assembly.